Manihot esculenta (cassava) is the source of this 1258-nucleotide messenger RNA. RefSeq lists its product as uncharacterized. Gene Ontology annotation, cellular component: endoplasmic reticulum. Bases 119 to 1102 code for a protein of 327 amino acids. The transcript is spliced from 2 exons. NCBI's taxonomy places the organism in Eukaryota, Viridiplantae, Streptophyta, Magnoliopsida, Malpighiales, Euphorbiaceae. The record is from RefSeq and is a predicted model, not a curated record.
AGGAUUUAAAUACAAUAUAUCCUUUUGUCAAAUUCUACUCUCUCCGAAGUCUCACACUCGACAUUUCCAUCGUCAACAACUUGCUUCCAACGAUACUAAAGUUCUCUCGCUCCAAACAAUGGCUCUCUCCCUCUGCUCCGCCAAAUCCCUUAUCUUUCUUUUUAUCCUCUCGGCCAUCCCCAUCGCCUUCAUCAUCUCUCUCGAGCUGGCCAAGCCCACCACCCAUGUCUUCCACUAUCACAGUUCCGGCUUCUUCCGCGAGUGCGGCAAGUGGGACGAUCUUAACCGUCGAUUCAUCGUCGCUUUCAUGGAUGGCGGAGUAGGAGAAAUUCGCGUGCCCGACGAUUACUCUCCGGGUACUGUUUUACAGGAGGUUACGGCGGUGAAAGACGUUGACAUAGCCGGGAACUCUUCGCUUGGUAUCGUCGUUGACCGGCCGAGGAAUCGGCUGCUUGUGGUAAAUGCCGAUGUCAUUGGGAACAAAUACAGUGGGCUUGCGGCUUAUGAUUUGUCAACUUGGCAGCGUCUGUUCCUCACACAUCUGAGUGGCCCUAAUGAUGAGAAAUCCUUUGCGGAUGAUGUUGCAGUUGAUGCCGAAGGAAAUGCAUACGUUACUGAUGCAAAAGCCAGUAAAAUUUGGAAGGUAGGGAAGGAUGGCAAACUUUUAUCCGUAAUCAGAAACCCACUUUUCAUUCAAAGAGAAUGGUACAAAAACCUGGUUGCACUUAAUGGAAUUGUUUACCACCCAGAUGGGUUCUUGAUCGUCAUUCAUACUUUCUCUGGCAAUUUGUAUAAGAUUGAUAUAGCUAAAGAUGAUGAAGUGAAGUUAAUUAAGUUAAACGGAGGCUCGCUGUCAUUUGGAGAUGGUCUGGAGUUAUUGUCGCCUACUAAGCUCGUGGUUGCAGGAAAUCCUUCAGCGAGAUUAGUGGAGAGCUCUGAUGGGUGGGAGACUGCUACUGUUGUAGCCAAGUUUAAAGGGCCAGCACACCGGUUGGCCACUGCAGCAACUGUGAAAGAUGGGAGGGUGUAUCUUAACCACAUGGUUGGUAUGGGAUAUCCUAAGAAGAAGCAUGCCAUUGUUGAGGCAGUUUUUUCUAAUUGAACGAGGCAAUUUUAACUUGUUAUUUUGGAUUUAAUUUUUAUUAUAUCCGUUCAGAAAUCCACAGAGCUUGACCAUUCUAAUUGACUGGUGAAGGGUUGUAUUAUGUUAUUUGAAUAUUGCAAGACUGCUCUGGCCUAUAGUUGAUGAAGCUAUGAA